AUAAAUAUUAAAAGCUAAUAGUUUGACAGCUAGGUCAAAUAUUAAUAUAAAAAUAUUAUUUUAAUUAUGCAAUCGAAUGUGCAGUAUUCAGCCUAGCGGCUUCAGCGUGCAACCAUAAUCGCGUUUGAAUCACGCCUGUGCACCAUGAAAGUUUCCGAGCACUUAAAUUGCUUCUAAACCGGCAUAACACGUGUUAAGACACAUAAGGAUCAGCUACUUGGCUAUAUAAUCAAAAAAUUACCGAGAAACAGGUGGAAACUGAGUUCAAGACCCACUUAGGGUUGUAGCACCCCGAGAUUAUUAUUAUAAACAUUUUAACUUUAUUAACACAUCACAAUAAUACUUAAGAGAAAUACCUUAAAUGCCGAUAUCAAGAGAAAAAAUACAACAAAAACUGCCAUUGCGUUACAUAUGAAGUGUAUUACUGAAAAUGGGCGAAUGAUAUUGGAUUUGUUUAAAAAUACUGUUUGUUUUGGGAAAAGCGAUUUAAGAUAUUUGACUCUAUGUUUAUAAAAUAGGCAAGUUAUAUAUAUAAUGUUAAUUAGUCGCCACAGUACUUUCAUUACAUUCACAAUGCAGACUGGAGUUGUUAUUUUUGUCAUCAAUAUUCUACUUGUUGAAGGGAGAAUGAUACUGACAAAGUACGAAGCGGAAGCAUCAACGAUUGAUCAAGAAUCAAAUCCUCUGUCGAUGACAAAUUUCGACAAAUCACAGGAAAGAUUUACAGAAUUAAAAUCAUUGGACCGUGAGGAAAACGAUAGUUCUUACGAAACUGAGUACGACAGGAAAACGGAUGACAAAAUUAAAAAGCCAUGCUCCAUAGUGGUGUUAUCACACAUCCAAAACCCGAGUUUGCAGUCAUUAUUGAGAAAGUACCGAUACGAUGCAAAUGGCAUCCUGAUACCCAGUAGCGUGAAGUACUUCAUCAAGAUGCCACAAGGUUUAAAGUCCUCACCGCUACUAGUGCCGUUAAACGACAAGUCGUAUUCACCACUGGGCAGUUUUGUAAGAUAUUAUAAGGAAGUGCCGCCGAUUCCGCAAGCUUGGUAAAUGAUACAACAAUCAUCGUUAGAAAACCCAUUUUGUAUUUAGUAUAGGAUGAAUAAACUUGAAAUCUUA
Molecule: messenger RNA, 1119 nt
Organism: Pieris brassicae (large cabbage white)
Lineage: Eukaryota; Metazoa; Arthropoda; Insecta; Lepidoptera; Pieridae
Exons: 5
Coding region: 535-1050 (171 amino acids)
Source: RefSeq, a predicted model, not a curated record